Suncus etruscus (white-toothed pygmy shrew) is the source of this 4092-nucleotide messenger RNA. It is a transcript of the gene INF2, whose product is annotated as inverted formin 2. Gene Ontology annotation, molecular function: small GTPase binding; actin binding. NCBI's taxonomy places the organism in Eukaryota, Metazoa, Chordata, Mammalia, Eulipotyphla, Soricidae. The record is from RefSeq and is a predicted model, not a curated record. Bases 70 to 3531 code for a protein of 1153 amino acids. The transcript has 22 exons. Gene Ontology annotation, biological process: actin cytoskeleton organization.
CCUGCACAGCGUGUCUCCUCGAGAAACCAGGAAGACAGACUGAUCCGCUGCUGUGCGCCAGGCACCAGGAUGUCGGUGAAGGAGGGCACCCAUGGCAAGUGGGCGGCGCUCAAGGAGAAGCUGGGUCCGCAGGACUCGGACCCCACAGAGGCCAACCUGGAGAAUGCAGAGCCAGAGCUGUGCAUCCGGCUGCUGCAGGUGCCUUCCGUGGUCAACUACUCAGGAAUGCGCAAGCGCCUGGAAAGCAGCGAUGGUGACUGGAUGGUGCAGUUUCUGGAGCAGAGUGGCCUGGACCUGUUGCUUGAGGCCUUGGCACGCCUGUCCGGGCGCGGGGUAGCACGCAUUUCCGAUGCGCUCCUACAGCUCACCUGCAUCAGCUGUGUGCGCGCUGUCAUGAACUCGCAGCCCGGAAUCCGCUACAUCCUCAGCAACCAGGCCUAUGUGCGCCAGCUGUCCCAGGCUCUGAACACUACCAACAUGAUGGUCAAGAAGCAGGUGUUCGAGCUGCUGGCCGCCCUGUGCAUGUACUCCCCGGAGGGCCAUGCCCUAGCGCUGGACGCGCUGGACCAUUACAAGACCGUGUGCAGCCAGCAGUACCGCUUCAGCGUCAUCAUGAGUGAGCUGGCGGGUGCCGACAACGUGCCCUACACGGUCACCCUGCUCAGCGUGGUCAACGCCAUCAUCUUGAGUCCCGAGGACCUGCAUGUCCGCACCCAGCUGCGUGGCGAGUUUGUGGGUCUGCAGCUGCUGGACCUGCUGACCCGGCUGCGGACACUGGAAGACGCGGACCUGCUGAUCCAACUGGAGGCCUUCGAGGAGGCCAAGGCGGAGGAUGAGGAGGAACUGCUGCGUGUCAGCGGGGGCCUGGACAUGGGUAGCCACCAGGCUGUGUUCGCCUGCCUGUUCCACAAGGUGAGCUGCUCGCCAGUGUCGGCCCAGCUGCUGGCACUGCUGCAAGGGCUCUUGCACCUCGAGCCCAGCCUGCGCUCCGGGCAGCUGCUGUGGGAGGCGCUCGAGGGUCUGGUCAGCCGGGCCGUGCUCCUGGCCAACGAUGCCCAGAUGUGCUCCGUGGAGGAGGUGGUGGAGCGGCUCCUCCCAGUCAAGGCGGGACCUCACCCCAGGCCUCUGGACAGAGCCCACAAAAGUGUCCAGGCCAACAUGGGCCAGAGCCGGAGGGACAGCACCCCAACAACCAGUGGCGCCCCUGAGGCAGAUGGGGAAGGACACCCUCCUCCAGAGCAUCAGCGGCUCAGUGUGGAGGAAGCUCCGCCCCUGCCUGCGUCCCCAGCACCCAGGCUGGAGUCCAUCUCUCCCCCGGUGCCCCCGCCACCCCCUCCUCCACCUCCACCUCUCCCUGUCAUACAGUGCUCGCCCCCUCCACCGCCACCCCCUCUGCCAGGCCUGGUUGGGGCUCCGCCACCACCUCCUCCACCCCCUCUGCCAGGCCUGGGUGGGUGCCCGCCGCCACCUCCACCCCCUCUGCCAGGCCUGGGUGGGUGCCCGCCACCUCCUCCACCCCCUCUGCCAGGCCUGGGUGGGGGCCCGCCACCACCGCUGUCCCUGCCUAGCAUGGAGGAGGUGGUCGUGGCGCAGGUGGAUCACGGUCUGGGUUCGGCCCAGGUCCCCAGCCAUCGGCGCGUGCAGCCUCCUGCACUGCGCAUGAAGAAGCUCAACUGGCAGAAGCUGCCGUCCCACGUGGCCCACGAGCAAAGCUCCAUGUGGGCGUCGCUGAGCUGUGCGGAGGCCACAGUGCUGGAGCCCGACUUCUCCAGCAUCGAGCGCCUCUUCUCCUUCCCCAUGGCUAAGCCCAAGGAGCCCUCAGCCACCGCAGCUCGCAGGGAGCCCAAGGAGAUCACUUUUCUGGAUUCCAAGAAGAGCCUGAACCUCAACAUCUUUCUGAGGCAGUUUAAGUGCUCCAAUGAGGAGAUUGUGGCCAUGAUCCGCACUGGGGACACUUCGAGGUUGGACGUGGAGAUCCUCAAACAGCUGCUCAAGCUGCUCCCCGAGAAGCACGAGGUCGAGAACCUGCGUGCCUUCACCAAGGAUCCUGCCCAUCUGGCGAGCGCCGACCAGUUCUACCUGCUGCUGCUAAGUGUCCCCUGCUACCCACUGCGGGUGCAGUGCAUGUUGCUCUGUGAGGGGACCGCCACGCUGCUCACCAUGGUACAACCCAAGGCCCAGCUGGUGCUCGACGCCUGCCAUAGUCUGCUCAGCAGCCAGCAGCUGCCUGCCUUCUGCCAGCUGAUCCUGAAAAUCGGCAACUUCCUCAACUAUGGCAGCCACACGGGGGAUGCUGACGGUUUCAAGAUGAGCACGCUGCUCAAGCUCACAGAGACCAAGUCCCAGCAGAGCCGUGUGACCUUGUUACACCAUGUGCUGGAGGAAGUGGAGAAGAGUCACCCAGACCUCCUAAAACUACCCCAGGAACUGGAGCAGCCCUCACUGGCGGCAGGGAUCAACCUGGAUGUGCUCCACGCCGAGUUGAGCUCCAACCUGCAGAAGCUGGAGGAGAUGGCACGGAAGGUGUGUUCAGCCGAGCCAGAGGUGCAGCAGCAGUAUUGUCAGCAGCUCCAGGCCGGCAUCCAGGCCUCGAGGAAGGUGGAGGAGCUGUUUCAGGCCAUUGAACAGCAGAAGCUGGCCCUGGCCGCCUACCUGUGUGAAGACCCCCACCAGCUGUCCCUGGAAAGCACCUUCAGCACGAUGAAGGCCUUCCGGGACCUCUUCAUCAGCGCCCUGAAGGAGAACAAGGCCCGGAAGGAGCAGGCCGCCAAGGCUGAGCGGAGGAAGCAGCAGCUGGCCGAGGAGGCGGCGCAAAGACCGCCCGGCGAGGAGGGGAAGCCUGGCAGGAAGGGCGACCGGCAGGAGGAGGUAUGCGUCAUUGAUGCUCUACUGGCCGACAUCCGCAAAGGUUUCCAGCUGCGAAAGACCAACCGUGGCCGCUGGGAUGUUGAGGGCGGCAGCAAGGCAGCCCCUGCUGGUCCUCCAAAGGCCAAGGAGCCUGCGGGCCCCGGUGAUUCUGCCGGGAGCUCCAACAUCCCCACCAUGGAUCCUGGUUCUCAGGCCCCAGCGGCCAGGGAGGCCCAGGGCACAGACCUUUUGGACGCACCUGAGGCAGCCCCAAAGGAGGAGGGUGGCCCCCCAGCUCUGGAGCGACGCUCGUCCUGGUACACGGAUGCCCACGAGUUCCUGCUCCCUGAGAACAUGCCAGACCCCACGCCCUGCACCGGGGCUGGGCCAGAGCCCAGCACACAUCUGGGCAUCUGCCAGGCUGAGGCGGACAGUUCGGGUCCCCAAGGGGAAAUGCAUGAUGAGGACACUGGUCCCGACUCUGCACUGGACACAUCACUGGAUAGAUCCUUUUCCGAGGACGCUGUGACCGACUCCUCUGGUUCUGGCACCCUCCCCCGGACACGUGGACGGCCCUCGAAGGGCACAGGCAAGCGAAGGAAGAAGCGGUCAUUGAGAAGUCAGGAAGAGGUCGAGCCUGACCCCACGGCUAAUAAAUCAGAUAGGCUGUGUGCCCUCCAGUGAGGCCGCAGGCCCCAGCAUAAAGCCAACUGAGUGUCAAAUCUUGGGGAAUCCCCGUCCUCAUGCCUUAUGCAGCCACUGCCCGAGCCUUCGAAGCACAGUUGCUGGGACUAGCCCUUGUCUGCACCGCCGCAGCCCGCUUGCCAGUGCCCGAGCUGCCCUGCAUGUGCCUGUCAACUUCAUAGGAGGGGCCCAGGCCCUUGGUCAGUACCGACACAUGCCACUGCCCCUCCGUGCUGUGUCUGCUCAGCUAGCCUGAAGCAAGGUUGUCUCCAAAGGAGGCCUUUAUGCUGUGUGCCUGGCCGAGGGGGGUCACAGGGUGCCAGAGGGCAGCACUGCAGGACAGGACCCUACACCCUGCUCAAGAUACUGGAACCCUAGAGCUCGCCUAGUCUAUCUGCACACAACAGCUGCCUGUACCCUUCUCCAGCAGCAGGGGCACCUGCUCUCUGAGAGUGCAGAAGGCCCCUCUCUGCCGCCCAGCCUAGCACAACCCACCUCUCCCCAGGCGUAAACCCAGGUGGCAGGGAUGUUGCCAAUAAAGAACAAGGUUGGCCUCAGGCA